AUGGCGGACUGCGAAUGUCAAAAUGACGCUAGUGAAAAAGAAUCACAGAUUAAGGAAAAGAAGGCGAAGGGCUCAGAAAAAGAUCUUCAAGCGAUUUUCAUGAAACUCAGAGUAGAUAGUGGACCGUAAGUAGCUACUGCAUACGUCCUGUUUUCUUCGUAAAAUUCACCUUUUGUAAGGGAGUUAAAUAGGAACCGAUAUUGACGGAGAAACUAGGUCUUGUUGACGAUAAAUCAAAUGUUUUUUUCUUUUCUUUUUUCUUGAUAUGGUACAAUAUCUUUUCAGAGGAAUAAAUAGAAUUAUCUGCAUCAAUAAUUUUUGAAAAUAUUCUGUCUUAGAAACGUCAGUUCGAUCAGACACGCAAUAUUCCGACGCGUAAGCAUGUGAAUCAGCAAGUAUUUUCUGAACUAAUGAAAUGACAGGACAAUAUUAUUCCCCUUGAACUAGGAAACCUUAGGCAGAGUUUAAGGACAUUAUAACCACCCAAAGUAUCUUCAGGAUUUAAGCUCUCGUCUUAAGGCCUCAAUUAUAUGCUUCAAUUUUCUGGUAGUAAUUAAAAAAGUGCUGCAAGCAGCGUUUUACAAAUGACAUUCUCGUUCGCGGGUGCGAAAAUCGAAAUUGUCUGCAUUUCAGUUUUCUUGGAAUGUUUCUUUCGGUUUUCAUCAAAUUUUUCCAAGUUGUGUUUCUUCCUAGAAGCUUAAAAGAAAAAUUAAACAGUAGGGUAUCUUUUAUUGUGAGAUUGACCAAAGAGAAUUGUGAAUGUUCAAUUUCAAUUUAAGCUGUGUCACCGUUUUUCUGUGGUCAGUCUUGAUAUGUAGGACUUUGUUCUUUGAACCAGAUAGCAUUUAACUGCCCGUACAGAGCGCCUCAACAUACUGAAGUAUGAUCCUGAUAAUUAAGUUUAAUAUCUUAAGUGCAUACUUGUUGGGCUCUGUAGUAAAUUACCAACUAUAAACAUACUUUUAUAAGCAAUAGUCUAAAUCAACUUGGUAUAUUUAAUGGAUUAUCUGUGUUUUCCCAAUUUUUUGCCUUUAUUUGCACCCCAAAAUCCCUCAUGUCCAGAGAAGAUCAGCUACUGAAAUGGAAAAGUGGGAUUUGCCAACCUUAUUUAGAAGACAAUAUGCACUCUUUGUGGUUCACAUACUGCUGUAGUUCCGCUGUAAAUUUGCUCUCGUUAUUCAGGAUGAUUCUACUUUCAUUAUUGUCAACAGUUAAUAAAUAGAGGUGUAAACUGUUGUCUUUCAAUAUCUCUGUAAGCUUUUUUGUUAUGUGUGUGUGUUUGUGCAUGCGUUCUACUGGCUUUCCUCACAUAUAAUACAUGCAAGUUGUGUAUGUUUUUUCAUAAAGGGAGCUGCUAUUGUUUCUCACUCUAACUGUUCAUCUUCUACUAUAGUAAAAGACUUCGUAGGAAGACCCGGCUUGGAGUUCCCAGUAGUUUGAGAAGCAGAAACAUUGACAGCAUACAGAAUGUGAGAAAGAUCCUCAGGGAACCAACAUUUGUCUACAAGAAUCAACAAGCUUUCUCUAAUGUCUACAAGAAACAACGAGCUUGUGGUUUUAGACGAAGAAGGCGUAAAGCUAGCCUUAGCCUAAGAGAGAAAAGAUGUCAAGAAGACCAAAGAGAAUCACAUAGUGACAGUGAACUUGAAUAUAACAAAUCUCUUUUGGCAAAGAGUUUAUGGAAUGCAAGUAAGGAAGGAAAAGUUGUACCAAAGUCUUUUCAAACAAGGGAAAUGGUUGCAGUUGACUGCAGCAGACAACACAGAAGAUUUCAGGGUGCAAAUGUUCAAAGAGCGGCAGGGGUGAACUUCGAUGACACAACGCCUGAAGAGUUGGCUGCAUAUUUUGAUCAGUUGCUAUAUUUUCCGAAACCUAUGUCAGCCAUGGCUGAAAUGAUGUACACAUAGUUAUUAUAUGAAAUAGUAUAAUAUUUAAAGUCUUUGCUCCUAUGACAGGCAAUGUGAAUAUUCUCAUGUGAAUAGGGUCUUUUCUCAUGAUCUUUAAGAUUUUGCCCUUUGAUUCUUGUAAAUAAAGUCUCCUCAGUAGACUUCUCUGAAGGAGAUUUUUCUGUUGACUUUCAUCUUUAAUUUGUUGAGGUUAUUUAAUAAAAA
This is a messenger RNA of Pocillopora meandrina, 2111 nucleotides long. The record is from the annotation of a GenBank genome assembly. NCBI's taxonomy places the organism in Eukaryota, Metazoa, Cnidaria, Anthozoa, Scleractinia, Pocilloporidae.